Messenger RNA from Exophiala oligosperma, 693 nucleotides. RefSeq lists its product as uncharacterized. The transcript has a single exon. Lineage: Eukaryota; Fungi; Ascomycota; Eurotiomycetes; Chaetothyriales; Herpotrichiellaceae. Gene Ontology annotation, molecular function: O-methyltransferase activity; S-adenosylmethionine-dependent methyltransferase activity. The record is from RefSeq and is a predicted model, not a curated record. The coding region runs from base 1 to 693 and encodes 230 amino acids.
AUGGAAUCUGUUUUGGAUUUCAACAAUUUUCAUUCCGCCGCCACCGUCGAAGACCGAGCCAAAUCUGCCUUGCUCCGACCGAACCCCCGACUCGAACGUGCCCUGACCAACUCCGCCGCCAAGGGAAUUCCAGCCAUCAGCGUCCUACCCCUCGCGGGACAACACUUGUCCAUCGUCGCACGACUGAUGGGGGCACAGUCGGUCCUCGAGAUAGGCACGUUGGGAGGUUACUCCGCGAUAUGUUUCGCCGGGGCGGGGGCGGACGUGCGCGUGACGAGCGUAGAGGCCGACCCGAAACACCGAGACGUGGCGCUGGAGAACGUCGAGGGUCUGGGCAACGUCGAAGUCGUCUUGGGCGACGCCGAAGAGGUCAUGGCUCGGUUCGUGCGGGAGGGCAGAAGGUUCGACCUCGUCUUCAUCGACGCCGACCUGGAUCGACAGUGGGAAGAAUUCGACCUGGCCGUGAAGCUGACGAGACGGGGAGGGUGUGUCUGGCUCGACGACGUGGUGGCUUCCAUGUUCAAGAAUGGACAGGUCGGUAGGGAAGAACAAGAUCCGACGACCGAAUCUGUCCUGACCAAGGUCGGAAAGGACGACAGAGUCAAGGCGACUCUCGUGCCGACCGUGGUCUGCCACCCGGCCAUGUCUGCCAACCCGGUGUUCAAUGGAUUCAUUUUGGCCACCGUGUUGUGA